This is a messenger RNA of Zasmidium cellare ATCC 36951, 804 nucleotides long. RefSeq lists its product as uncharacterized. The record is from RefSeq and is a predicted model, not a curated record. The coding region runs from base 1 to 804 and encodes 267 amino acids. The transcript has 3 exons. NCBI's taxonomy places the organism in Eukaryota, Fungi, Ascomycota, Dothideomycetes, Mycosphaerellales, Mycosphaerellaceae.
AUGGCUCACGCAGGCACUCGCUUGGGCGGACACGCCUUCAACCACGGACCUUCAUCUGACGCCGAGCAAGAGUAUGAUCGACUACGAGACCUUGCGAGAAAGGAACAAGGCCAGCACCAGCACUACGCCGCCGAAGCACGAAAGGCUUAUGAGCGUGGAGAUGGAGGUCAGGCGCAUGAAGCGUCUCAGCAAAGCAAAAAGCAUGCUGCACAAGCAGACGCGUACAACAAGCAAGCAUCCGAGUUCAUCUUUCGUGAGAACAACGCUAUGGGCAAGGUUGCUGGAGACACCAUAGAUCUACACGGUCAAUUUGUCGAAGAGGCAGAAGAGAUAUUGGAGCAACGGAUACGAUAUGCGAAACAGACUGGACAAUCGCAUCUGCAUGUCAUCGUGGGAAAAGGUAACCACAGCCCCGAUCAUGUGCAGAAGAUCAAGCCGAGAGUCGAACAGGUCUGCCGCGAGCUGGGGCUUCAAUACCACACCGAGCACAACGAAGGCCGCAUGUACAUCGACCUUCAAGGCGGACAGGUCCACCAAAUGCCCUCAUACGACUACCAGCAACAUCAUCAACCACAGCACAACGAUUACGGCAAGCCUCACUACGAGACUGCGUACCCAAUGGGGAAUGCGCCCAACUACAGCUAUGCCCAAGCAGCUGGUGGUCACCACGGCGGCUACGAUGGCCAGCCACAGAUGCAGUAUGGAGGCCAGUCUGGAUACCCUGGACAGCCCCAGCAGCCUAUGCAAGUACAGGAGCCGCAGCAAAAGGAGAGCAAGUGCUGCGGACUUUGCGUGGUUAUGUAA